AUGGAAAGCACACCACCAGAUUACACUGGUCUGGAUCCCACCAUUGAUGCAGAAAUCAGGUCAAUAGCAGAAUCCGUCCAUAAAGAUAGGGUCGACGAUUACGACACGGAAAAGGGCACUGUGGGGAACGAAAAGCUGCUCAGAUCCGACACUGUCCAGCCUAACCUUGACGUCAAUCCUUACAUCGACAACUCGGACCCCCAACUCGAUCCGUUAUCUGACGAGUUCAACGCUCGUAAAUGGAUCAAGACCGUUUUGGGAUUGAAGCAGCGGUUUGGAGCAACCAAGCAUAUCACAGCGGGUGUGUCAUUCAAGAACCUGGCCGCUUAUGGUUAUGGAGGUGGCUCGCAGUACCAGAAGACUUUCUCUAACUCCGUUUUGGCGAUUGGCCCGAUGAUCAUGGAGCUGUUUGGAGGUAACAAGGGCACCAAGGUGCAGAUUCUAAGACACUUUGACGGUCUGGUGAGAGCAGGAGAGACCUGUGUGGUACUAGGAAGACCAGGAUCGGGAUGUACGACAUUCCUGAAGUCUGUGGCUUGUGAAACAUAUGGCUUUCACAUUGAGGAUAAGACAGAAUGGAAUUAUCAGGGCGUCCCAAGAAAGGUAAUGACUAAAAACGCCCGGGGAGAAAUCGUCUACAACGCAGAAGUGGAUGUCCAUUUCCCCCAUCUGACAGUCGGAGACACUCUCUUGUUUGCAGCUCUCGCUCGAACACCCCACAAUCGUCUGGAGGGAGUAUCACGUGAACAGUUUGCCAAACAUACGCGAGACGUUACUAUGGCAACCCUCGGUCUCACGCAUACUAUGGAUACCAAAGUUGGCAACGAUUUCGUGCGUGGUGUCUCUGGAGGAGAGCGUAAGCGAGUAUCUAUUGCCGAGUCUGUCGUCUGUGGAGCUCCUCUCCAGUGCUGGGAUAAUAGUACACGUGGGCUGGAUGCAGCCAAUGCCACCGAGUUCAUUCGGUCUCUUCGUCUGUCAGCCGAGAUGAUGGGCUCUUCAAUGUUUGUUUCUCUUUAUCAGGCAUCUCAAGAGGCGUACGACUUGUUCGACAAGGUCUGUGUUUUGUACGAGGGACGACAAAUAUACUUCGGACUCGCAAAGGAGGCGAAGCAGUUUUUCCUUGAUCUUGGCUUCGAGUGUGCAGACCGUCAGACUACGGGUGAUUUCCUCACGUCGCUAACCAACCCCAUUGAGCGAAUAAUUCAGCCCGGGUGGGAGAACAAGGUGCCUCGAACUCCUGACGACUUCGAAAAGUGCUGGAUGGAGUCACAGGCUCGUCAGAAGCUCCUACAAGAGAUUGAGGAGUUUAACACCGAGUUCCAGCUGGGUGGAGAGUCUCAGGAUCACUUCAUGGAGCUGCGAAAGGAGUCACAGGCUAGACACACUCGUGUCAAGUCUCCGUAUACGAUAUCAUGGCCCAUGCAGACCAGAUUGUGUCUCUGGCGUGGCUUUCUGCGUAUCAAAGGAGACAUGUCAACAGAUAUUUCCAUUGUGGUUGGAAACUUCAUCAUGGCCCUGGUUCUGUCUUCCAUGUUCUAUAACAUGCAGCAGACCACAGACACAUUUUUCUCUCGAGGAGCUCUUCUCUUUUUCGCUAUUCUGCUCAACGCCUUCUCUUCGGUCCUGGAAAUUUUAUCGCUUUACGAACAACGUCCGAUUGUGGAGAAACAAACGCGGUAUGCAUUAUACCAUCCAUUUACUGAAGCCUUGGCGUCCAUUCUGACCACAUUCCCUACUAAAAUCCUUACGCUCCUGGCUGUCAAUCUGACUCUGUACUUCAUGACGUACCUGAGACGUGAACCAGGUCCAUUUUUCAUCUUCUUCCUCUUCUCGCUUCUGUGUACACUUGCGAUGUCCAUGAUCUUCCGGUGCAUGGCUGCCAUCACCAAAACUCUCGAGCAAGCCUUAGCUCCUGCAUCAGUCAUCAUCUUGGCGCUUGUCAUUUACACUGGUUUCUCGCUUCCCAUCACUUACAUGCACGGAUGGGCUCGGUGGAUCAACUGGUUGAACCCAGUCGCUUAUGGAUUCGAGGCUGUAAUGGUGAACGAGUUCCGAAAUCGAGACUACGGGUGUGCUUCAUACGUCCCUACGGGAGGAGAAUACGACCAGAUUGAUCUCCAGUACAAGUCGUGUUCCGUUGUUGGCUCUGUACCUGCCGAAUCGUCGGUCAACGGCGACCGAUUUCUGGGUCUCGCGUACCAGUACUACAAUGCUCAUCUGUGGCGAAACAUGGGAAUCCUGUUCGGUUUUAUAUUCUUCUUUGGCUUCUGCUACCUGGUCGCGGUAGAAUAUAUUCAGGGCGCCAAGUCCAAAGGCGAGGUGCUCGUGUUCCGGAAGUCAUACCUCAAGAAGAUCAAGAAACAUGCUGCCAACGACGAGGAGGCUGGUGCGAUGAUGGCUGGUGAGAAGAGCGAGGAGCCUGCAUCCGAAGACUCCUCCAUUAACAUCCAGGCCCAAAAGGGAAUAUUCCAGUGGAAGGAUGUUUGCUAUGACACCAAAGUCAAGGAUGGAGAACGACGACUUCUGGACCAUGUUGAUGGUUGGGUCAAGCCAGGCACUCUGACAGCUCUGAUGGGUGCUUCAGGUGCAGGUAAGACUACCCUGCUCGAUGUUUUGGCUGACCGAAAAGCGACAGGUGUUAUUACUGGCGACAUGUUGGUCAAUGGAGAACCCAGAGACGAAUCUUUCCAACGAAAGACUGGUUAUGUUCAACAGCAGGAUAUUCACACGUCUACUGCUACCGUACGCGAGUCCCUCGAGUUCUCUGCUCUGCUUCGACAGCCGUCCAGCAUCUCAGUCAAGGACAAACUUGCUUACGUAGAUGAGGUUAUUCGAAUUCUUGAGAUGGAGGCUUAUGCUGAGGCUAUUGUUGGUGUUCCAGGCGAGGGUCUCAACGUUGAGCAGCGAAAGCGUCUAACGAUUGGAGUAGAGCUGGCUGCCAAGCCUGAGCUGCUGUUGUUUCUGGACGAACCUACAUCUGGUCUUGAUUCUCAGACUGCUUGGUCUAUUAUUAAACUACUCAAGAAACUGGCUGCAAAUGGACAGGCUAUUUUGUGCACCAUCCAUCAGCCCUCUGCUAUCCUCUUCCAGGAGUUUGAUCGACUUUUGUUCCUAGCCUCCGGAGGUCGAACCGUCUACUACGGCGAUAUUGGCCCUGAGUCUACCAUAUUGACAAGCUACUUUGAGAGAAACGGAGCUGACCCUUGUCCCAAGGAAGGUAACCCUGCAGAGUGGAUGCUAGAAGUGAUUGGAGCUGCUCCUGGAUCUACUGCCAAGAGAGACUGGCCUGUGGUCUGGAAUGAGUCGUCUGAACGAGCUGCCAAACGGGCAGAACUCGAUGAGAUGGCCCAGACCGUCGAGAGAACACAGACCAACAACACUGAGAGAGACGCGUCCGGCUACUCCGACUCGGACCAGUUCGCAGUAGGUCAAUGGACUCAGUUCAAGAUUGUCACCAAACGACUAUAUCAGCGAUUCUGGAGAACUCCAUCUUACCUGUGGUCCAAGAUUUUUUUGUGUACCGCCUCUGCCAUCUUUAUUGGUUUCUCCUUCUUCAAGGCACCUUCUGAUAUCCAGGGUAUGCAGAACAAAAUGUUCUCCUUCUUCAUGCUGUUCCUGAUCUUCAACACUGUUGUGGAGCAGAUCAUUCCUCAGUUUGACCAGAUGCGAGAGCAAUACGAAGCACGAGAACGGUCGUCCAAGACAUACUCGUGGCAAGUGUUCAUGGCAUCCAAUAUGGUAGUCGAGCUGUCUUGGCAAUUCCUCAUGGGUGUAAUUGUCUUCUUCUGUUUCUACUACCCUGUGGGAUUCCAGUGGACAGCUGAGCACAACAAUUCUGUCCACGAACGAGGGGCUCUUUUCUUCCUCUACGUUCUUUUGCUCUUCCUUUACAACUCCACAUUUGCCCACAUGAUGAUUGCGGGUAUUGGUAACAAGGACACUGCUGCCAAUAUUGGUAACUUGUUGUUUUCUCUCAUGUUGCUGUUCUGUGGUGUUCUGGCCACCAAAGAGCAGAUGCCUGGCUUCUGGAUCUUCAUGUACAGAGUUUCGCCUCUUACCUACUUUGUUGGAGGAAUGCUGGCAACAGGUAUUGGACGAGCCCCGGUAACGUGCUCUGGAAACGAAAUCGUCAGAUUCCAAACAUUCCCUGGAAAAUCGUGUGGGGAGUAUAUGCAGGGGUUCAUUCAGGCUCUAGGCGAUAAUGGGGGUUAUCUGUUGAAUCCUGCAGCCAAUGAGUUGUGUGAGUAUUGCCCCAUGAAGUCUUCAGAUACGUAUCUGAGUAUGGUUGAUGUCUCCUAUACCCAACGAUGGAGAAACUGGGGUAUUAUCUGGGCGUACCCUGUAUUCAAUGUGGCCAUGGCCUUCCUGCUCUACUACGUUUGCCGAGUUCCCAAGAAGAGCAAAGCUCAGAAGGCUUGA
Messenger RNA from Yarrowia lipolytica CLIB122, 4419 nucleotides. RefSeq lists its product as uncharacterized. NCBI's taxonomy places the organism in Eukaryota, Fungi, Ascomycota, Dipodascomycetes, Dipodascales. The record is from RefSeq and is a predicted model, not a curated record. Gene Ontology annotation, cellular component: membrane. Gene Ontology annotation, biological process: transmembrane transport. Gene Ontology annotation, molecular function: ATP binding; ABC-type transporter activity; ATP hydrolysis activity.